AUGUAUCAAUAAUUUCCAACUCAUUGUUACUUCUCAUAGUUUUUAAAAGUUAAAAAUGCUGAUAAACUAAAUAACAAUUCAAAGACUAUAAAUAUCAAAGCAACCACAUUUAUUAUUAUCUCCAAAAUAACAAUAUAAGUUUACAAGACUAUGAAAAAUAUAUAGAAGAAUAUGCAUGGGAAAAUAAUGAUUUUUUGGUACCAUAAAAUUUAUGAUGGAGAUUCAGUUUUAUUGCCAAUCGAUCCUAAUAUCAAUCGAGGGAAUUAACAAAAUGCCAAUAAAAAUUGUAAGAAUAUUUCAAUUCCUAUUUUAUUUGGAGGGUAAAAUAAUCCAUAACCCUUAUAUACUAACUAUAACUCUGAUAUGAAUACUGUAAAAAUAUAAUCAAAAUACAGGAAAGUUUACAAUGGAAUAGAAGCCAAAGGCCUUUUUUCGUCAUUAAUAUUGGAUGCCUCCUUCAUUUGCUAAAUUUGA
Molecule: messenger RNA, 474 nt
Organism: Paramecium tetraurelia
Lineage: Eukaryota; Ciliophora; Oligohymenophorea; Peniculida; Parameciidae
Exons: 3
Source: RefSeq, a predicted model, not a curated record